UCGAAUUUGGAAAAUCGAAAAAAAAUAUUUCAAAUCUUGCGCCAUGUAUCCUAUGUACAAGGACAACAGCCAGCACCCAAUCUAAGAGAAUAUUUCUAUUACAUUGAUCAUCAGGGAAUGUUAUUUCUUGAUGAUUCAAAAAUGAAAAAUUUCACAUCGUGCUUCAAAGAUAAAGAUUUCUUAGUAUUUUUCUUCAAACGACUUCGAAAAAAUACCACAGACCGAUACAAAGAAUUUCCAUACCUUUCUCUUUGUGGCCGAGAAAAAAAUUAUGUCAGAUGUGACGAUCUUCCAAUAGUAUACACUCAUGUCUUGCCGAUAGAGAAUCAAGAAAAGCAAUAUCUAUUAUCUUAUGCUCAUGCUGGACCUUUAUUAACUGAGAAAUUUGAACCAAAUAAAAUAUAUAUGUGUCCAAAAUCUGGACGUGUUUAUCAUCCAGCCCAUGAGAAAGUAGGAUCUAUUGGACUGAUACGAUCUAAAUUAGCAAUAGAAUUUAGUAAAUACUUUGAAUUUAAAAAUGGUGAAGAGAAUCCUCCAACACAUUUUACAUGGGAUGGUAAAAGAUAUGAAUUAGAUUUAUCAUGGUAUAAAGCUAUAAUGGAGAAAUCAUAA
This is a messenger RNA of Ctenocephalides felis (cat flea), 612 nucleotides long. Its product is annotated as UPF0598 protein CG30010-like. The record is from RefSeq and is a predicted model, not a curated record. NCBI's taxonomy places the organism in Eukaryota, Metazoa, Arthropoda, Insecta, Siphonaptera, Pulicidae. The annotation marks the transcript as partial. The transcript has 2 exons.